AUGUCAGACCCAGCAGACGAAGCAGGAGGAGAAGUAAUCUUUUCCGAUGAUGGAUUGUCGCCCGUAGCCGCCACCAAAGCACCCACACUUUCCCAAGCUUCCACCAAAGAUGGGGAAACCAUUUUGGAUUCGGACGACUUUUCACCCGAAACUGCCUUUGAAGUCUUUCAAGGAAAGGUUUACAGUACGCAACAACAACAGCAACAACACGGCUUUAUCAAUAGAUUUGCUCCCAAGGAUGAAACACCACUGGAAAAACUGGCACGCCUUUCCUCGGAAGUGGCGGAAUUGGAAGCUCAAUUCAAAACGACGGCGUCGACUUCUGGAAAAGACUUUGACGAACAAUUGAUUGGCUUGGCAUCGGAUUUAUCGACUCGUCUUCAGACUGCGUCGUCCAACCGAAUGGAGCAAGAUGACUUGACGCGAUUGAUGAAGCAACAAUUGGACAGCAUGAAACGAAAGGACGACUCGUCUACUCCAUCGGCGGCUGCAGCAGCGGCUGCCAAUGCCGGUAAAACGGGUGUGGUCUACGAACUAUAUGGAAGUGCUGGCAAUGCUACCACUUCCAUGGAAUCCAGAAUUAUCAAAUUGGAACGGUUGUUGGGUUCCUCUCAAAAUACAGUCACCCACAAUUCGUUGGUGUCACGGUUGGAAGAACUCGAGUCGCUGGUCCAAACGGUGGAUCCCACAAUCCUAGAGUCGACGGCCACCAAGGCCAAGGUCAUUCGAGCCGACUUGGAGGCAGCCAGCAAGGCCAAGAACAAAUUGACAGCCACCUACAAGAAGGAAGAUUCCAAAAUGAUUCAACAAUUGCACCAACAGAUGGUAGAGCUGGAAGGAUUGAGUGGCUAUUUGCCCAGUCUGGUGGAACGAUUGCAACAAUUGUCAGGUCUUCACGUCCAAGCCUCUAGUUUUACGUCACGUCUGGGACAAGUUGAGAAAUCGGCUAAUCAAAUUGGAUCUACCCUUUCUGUCAUUGAAGAAACCUUGGACAAGGUCCAAACCAACAUGGUGGAAAAUGUGCAAUCGAUGGAAACUAACAUGAAGUCUUUGGACGAACGUUUGAACCAGCUGUAA
Molecule: messenger RNA, 1077 nt
Organism: Cylindrotheca closterium
Lineage: Eukaryota; Bacillariophyta; Bacillariophyceae; Bacillariales; Bacillariaceae
Source: the annotation of a GenBank genome assembly